Molecule: messenger RNA, 2108 nt
Organism: Branchiostoma floridae (Florida lancelet)
Lineage: Eukaryota; Metazoa; Chordata; Leptocardii; Amphioxiformes; Branchiostomatidae
Product: slit homolog 3 protein-like
Exons: 2
Coding region: 209-2086 (625 amino acids)
Molecular function (GO): protein binding
Source: RefSeq, a predicted model, not a curated record
GUCAGUAACGUUACAUGUUGUGGAGGCUAGACUGGCUGGCGACGCGGAAAUAAAAGUUAGUUAAAACCACGACAGUCUUCCAGAUUUUUCCACCUGUUACCAGGACAAUUCGUGAGAAGCUUGGAGACAACCUCGGUGAGAAAAGUUGCGGUUACUACUUCUGACAUCCCGAAGUUUUACAAAACUCCGACAAUCUGCGAAAAACGCCAUGGCAGUGUCUAAAAUGACUUUACUCGCAGCGCACUUGGCUGUCUUGUCGAUUGUCAUAAUCCAACAAGGACGGGUGAGAGGACAGCCCCUUCCACCAGUGUGUCAGGUUUGGAGCUCAACGACUGUAGUGUGUCGAGGUGUGUAUCCCUGGGGAAAGUUAACCCAGUCAACGCUAACCCAAGUACCGCCCGGCAUCCCCAAGUCUGUCGUCACUCUGGAUCUCAGUCUAAACGAAAUCAGAACACUGCACCGCGGUUCUUUUACGGGGUUGAAAAACCUGACGUAUUUAGAUUUGUCCGAUACAGACCUUAGCACCAUAGAGCCCGGUGCCUUUGCUGGGCUCGAGAAUUUGGAACGACUCAUUAUCUCAAAGGCAAGUACAGAAUACCCGUUUUCUCUACAAAAUGGACAAGUUUUCAAAGGUCUGUCCAACCUAAGGUAUUUAGAUCUUAGUGUGAACUUUGUCAACGACCUGUCUGAUCAUAGCUUCGAUUAUUUGACGUCAUUGGAAGAAGCAAAAAUAGUGGAAUUAUACUGGGGCCCAGUGGAGGACCGGAACACAACAAUAGAAAGGAUCAGCAAUGGGAGUGGAUUCUUACAACGAAACCUACUGUGGGCACCGCUAACGAAACUUAAAACUUUGCGUCUCUAUUAUCUAAGAAGAGCCAGCGAUCUCUUCUUCGGACCUGUAUUUGGAAACAUGCCGAACUUAGAAACACUUCAAAUAAAUUCGUCUGAUAGAAACAGUUUUGAUGUUCAGAUGUUCCAGCCGCUUCUGUCAACUUUGAAACAUUUAAUGUUGCAAAUUAAUAGAAUUACUUUACACAUACAGCCAGGCCUCCUGGGGUUAUUCACAAAUCUGCAGACCCUGGAAUUCCCUAAGUGGGUCCCGUUUUCCUACAUUUCAGACGUACUGCCUGAACUCAAUGCCACACAGAUACAAGAGUUAACAUUUGCUAUGCGAGGAAUAGACACAAUGACACCCGAUACUCUGGCGGCAAUAAAGGGUUUGACAAAUUUGAAAGCCUUGUCUUUACGCUCUGUACAAGCUGUAGAACCCAACGGCUUCGCGAAUUUCUCAUACUUACACAGGCUGCGUCUGACGGAAGGAUCGUUGGAGACUUUGCCAAACAUGGCGUUCAAUGGCUUAUCGGCACUCACUCAUCUGGACAUGCGACAUAACCACAUUUCUUAUUUACCUCUGGGCGUAUUUGAAGGACUAUCGUCCCUUGACCACAUUGAUCUAAGUAAUAAUCAACUAGACACCUCUGAAGCUCAGCUCCCACAGACCUUGGACUAUUUGGAUCUGAGUCAAAACAACUUUAACAACGACGUUUCAAGUUGGCAUCUUCGCCGAUGUUUCAACCCGAUAUCAGUUAACUUUGAAGGCGUGAAACUCGUUCGGUAUCUGAACAUGAGUUACAACAAACUAGUCUUUGUUGACAUUGCAUGUUUUCCCGGGAGUGUUGUGGUGCUCGAUCUGCAGCACAACGGCAUAUAUCAGUUCAGAGGUAUUGGCAUUAACGUUGUAUUUGCCAUUCCGAGUUUACGGUACCUCGACCUUUCUCACAAUGACAUCAAGAGCAGCUGGCCCGAUGUAAGAAUACCAAAAACAACUCUAGAAACGCUCAAGAUGGAUAACAAUGCUAUCAAUGGAGUCAACUGGGGGAAUACGGGAGGUCUGGUUAGACUAGAAACGUUGACUCUCUCUCACAACCACAUCCGUAUUAUUGGGAGAGGAGACUUCCAAAUGCUGGUCCAACUGACACAUCUGGAUCUCAGUCACAACGAGAUCAACACCGUGAGACCAUCCGCUUUCCGUGGUCUAUCGCGGCUACAAAUCCUAGAUCUAGUUACAACCAGAUACAGAAUAUAACGAUGACGACAUUUGAAGAUUU